This is a messenger RNA of Sorghum bicolor (sorghum), 1746 nucleotides long. RefSeq names its product probable serine/threonine-protein kinase WNK6. Gene Ontology annotation, cellular component: cytoplasm. NCBI's taxonomy places the organism in Eukaryota, Viridiplantae, Streptophyta, Magnoliopsida, Poales, Poaceae. The coding region runs from base 140 to 1501 and encodes 453 amino acids. The transcript is spliced from 7 exons. Gene Ontology annotation, biological process: intracellular signal transduction; protein phosphorylation. The record is from RefSeq and is a predicted model, not a curated record. Gene Ontology annotation, molecular function: ATP binding; protein serine/threonine kinase activity.
CUCGGAACAGGGCGUUUUGAGUUCACAAGAGCAGUCGAGAGUUCAGACUCGUCGCGCUCGCACGCCGUCUCUCGCGCUGCUCGUCGAUCCAUCGCCGGCUCGGCUUCUGAUCUCGCGGGCGGAGGAGCGCGUUGGCGCCAUGGCUCCGGAUCCGGAUUUGGCGGGCGGCGAGCAGGCGGAGCCGCCCGACGACGAGGUGGACGACCCCGACGUCGACGAGGUCGACCCCACCGGCCGCUACUUCCGGUACAAGGAGGUCGUGGGAUCAGGGGCCUUCAAGACAGUCUACAAAGGCUUCGACGUGGUUGAAGGCAUUGAGGUGGCAUGGGCCAAAGUGGAGAUAAACGGCCGGACCAUGGGAUCCCCCAAGGAGAUGCAGCGGCUCAAGACGGAGAUCCAGCUGCUACGGUCGCUCCAGCACAAGCACAUCCUCAAGCUCUACGCCUCGUGGGUCGACAACAAGAAAAGGACGGUCAAUCUCAUCACUGAGCUGUUCACAUCCGGCAACUUGAGAGAGUACCGUACAAAGCACAAGAAAGUUGACAUGAAGGCAAUGAGGCGAUGGGCAAAACAAAUACUGAUAGGGCUAGCCUAUCUGCACAGCCAGAAGCCACCAAUCAUACACAGGGACUUGAAGUGUGACAAUAUUUUCAUCAAUGGGAACCAUGGGAAAGUUAAGAUUGGGGACUUCGGUUUGGCAAUGGUCAUGCAGCAGAGGAAAACACAGAGUAUACAAGGCACCUUAGAAUUCAUGGCACCAGAGAUCUUUGGUGAAAACUACAAUGAGUUGGUGGAUAUAUACUCUUUCGGCAUGUGUAUGCUUGAGAUGGUGACUGGUGAGUGCCCUUACAGUGAAUGUCAGGGCUUUGUUCAGAUAUACAAGAAGAUAUCUGAAGGUGUAAAACCAGUUGCUCUCUCCAAGGUCAAAGAUGCAGAAGUAAGAAGUUUCAUAGAGAGCUGCCUAGCUUCAGCUGCUGAUAGAUUGCCAGCAAGUGAGCUCUUGAAGAGCCCUUUUCUCUUGAAAGAUGACAUCAUCAUCAAUGAUAAUAAAACCUCUAAACCUCUGCAAGAACCUAUAGCAUUCCCACCGAAUUUGGAUUUGGAUCUUGAAGCCACACCAAUUUUUGUAUCUUUGCUACCAAAUGGAACCGUUGAUAACGGGAAGGGGUCUUUCAGCCUAGUGCUUCGAAGGGGUGGAUUUGUACUGGAAGGAGAUAUGAAUGGUAGCAACCCUGUCAAGUUAUUACUAAGGAUUCCUGUCCCCAAUGGUAAAUGUAAGAACAUCGAGUUCGCAUUUGACCUGGAGAAUGAUACAAGUGUUUCGGUGGCUACAGAGAUGGUGCAAGAGCUUGAACUACCUUCUUGGAGCAUGCCUAUUGUGGCCAAGCUGGUGGAUGCCUUCUUGCUCAAAACUGUUCGUGGUUGGAGGCCAUGUGUUCAGGUCGGUCAGAUGAUUCAGGCAGUGCAAAACACUGCAUCCGCGAAUGGAAAAUGCAUCUGAAUCAAUGUUUGUAGCUGAUGCAUUAUUCUGCCCAUUAUAUGUAAAUAUGUCAUGCUCGAAUGCAAUGCCAGGCGUUGCUGACUAAGCACAUCUUCUUUUAUCUGAUGGCUACGAAAGUUUGGGCAUGAUUACUAAUUAAAAUAGUGGCAUAUUUCGUAUUAUCUUUUGUUCUUAUUAUUGACAGAAAAGAGGCUCGAGGAUAACAGAAAUUAAGAAUCCUGUAACAGCGAUCCUUGGUUUGCUCA